Molecule: messenger RNA, 2768 nt
Organism: Solea solea (common sole)
Lineage: Eukaryota; Metazoa; Chordata; Actinopteri; Pleuronectiformes; Soleidae
Product: cathepsin A-like
Exons: 11
Coding region: 176-1558 (460 amino acids)
Biological process (GO): proteolysis
Molecular function (GO): serine-type carboxypeptidase activity
Source: RefSeq, a predicted model, not a curated record
UCCGCAUUCCGCAGCAGCAGCAGUCAUAUGACGCACCUGGACUGACUGCGUGUGGCGGUGCUGAGGGAAAGUGAGAGGGACAAACUUGGUCAUUUCUCACGUCGUGUCUUCUUUAUCGUCGUGUUUUUUUUCCUGUCACCAGUGGGUGAGAGUGGACGCAGGCUCCGGCUCCGUGAUGUUCGCCUCUGGUCUGCUGGUGUGUGUGUUCGCUCUGCACGGCUGCUGGGCUCAGUACGACCCGGAUGAGGUGAUAAACCUGCCCGGUUUGGGGUUCAAGCCCAACUUUCGACAGUGGUCCGGACACCUGCAGGCUGGACCGGGCAAGUUCCUCCAUUACUGGUUUGUGACGUCGCAGAGGAACCCUCUCAAAGAUCCCGUGGUGCUGUGGCUGAACGGAGGCCCGGGCUGCAGCUCGCUGGACGGAUUCCUGUCAGAAAACGGACCGUUUCAUGUGAAUGACGAUGGAGCCACACUGUACAACAAUACAUUCAGCUGGAACCAGAUUGCCAACAUAUUGUACCUGGAAUCACCUGCAGGAGUGGGAUAUUCCUACUCCGAUGACAAGGACUACACAACAAGUGACGAUCAGGUCGCCGAUGAUAAUUACAAAGCCCUGCAGAGUUUCUUCACAAAGUUCCCAAAUUUCACACAAAACGACUUCUUCAUCUUUGGAGAAAGCUACGGUGGAAUCUACGCGCCGACGCUCAGCCUGCGAGUCGCAACUGGACCUUUAAAGAUCCACUUCAAGGGUUUCGCAGUGGGAAAUGGAAUCAGCAGCUUCCGUCUCAACGACCAAAGUCUCAUCUACUUUGGCUAUUAUCACGGCCUCUUUGGAGAAGACCUGUGGCAUGACCUGACCACUGCGUGCUGUGACAAGGGGAACUGUGACUUCUAUAACUCCAGCUCAGAGAGCUGCCAGACGAUGGUGUCCGUGGCCUUUAACAUCGUGUACGAGAGCGGACUGAACGAGUACGCUCUCUACCUGGACUGUGAGGGUCGAGGCCGAUUCCACCGAGGCUACGAGAGAACCAUGACUCAUCUGUUUAAGAACUACAGGGAACGUGGACACGUCCACAAAAUCCACAAAGUUUCAGACCGAGUGGCCGUGGGUGAAGUUCCUCCCUGCAUCAACAGCACAGCACAGAAGAACUGGCUGAACCGAGGCGACGUGAGGAAAGCUCUGCACAUCCCAGACACGCUGCCUCCAUGGGACAUCUGCAGCGACGACGUGGGAGGAAAUUACACCACCCAGUACUUCUCCAUGAAGGACUUUUAUCUGAAGCUGCUCUCUAUGGGCGUGAGGGCGCUCGUCUAUAACGGAGACACUGACAUGGCCUGCAACUUCCUGGGAAACCAGUGGUUUGUCGAAGACCUUGGCCUGAAGACGACCGCGGAGUAUCAGAGGUGGAUUCAUGACGACCAGGUCGCUGGUUUCUACCAACGGUUUGGAAACGUAACCUUCCUCACGAUCAAGGGUGCUGGUCACAUGGUUCCUCAGUGGGCUCCAGGUCCAGCCUUCCACAUGUUCCAGUCCUUCAUAACAAAUACGUCCUACUGAGCCACAGUGGACACGAAUUCGUCUCCUGUCCGUCUGUAAACCUGCGGCCCUGUUUUCAGAGAGCAGGUUUAACCACCUCUGACUUGAUGAAUCCUGACCUGAGAGGGUGGUCUGAGAAUGUUGACCUGUUAAACUGAGAGGAAGCCGUUGCUGUGACCGAGGCAGAGUUUAAGAAAUCUGGUCCUGCGUCAGGAAUCAUCAUCAUCAUCAUCAAGACUUUUAAUUUACUCUCUGAAAACAAGGCCCUUGAUUGUUUGUUUUUAUGUUUUUCUCAGGGAGGAUCAGUGAAGAGGGAAAAUGUCUGUAAAUGCACUUCUUCUCAUGAUCAAUGUUACUGCUGUUCAAUCGCACUAGAUAUCUGAACAUUUACAUUUUAAAACGCUGUGAAUUCUGUCAAAAUAAAUAAAAGUGACGAUGCACCGAUAUUGUGUGAUUAUCUAGGGCAGUUACACAUUUUUCCCCACUGUUAUUUUGUGGCAGGAAAAACUAACCGUUUUAAAAUACUAGGGAUGAGUCGAUACGACUGAUGUCGGUAGGAUACUUGGGUUUGUGAUAUCGGUAUUGUUCUUUGACACAAUAUCAAGCCACUCCUACUUUUCAGCAUUCACACAAUCUUCAAAUCAAAUUCAGUCAUACAAAUUUAUGAAGGAACAUUUCAUCUGGUUUUUGGUACGGCCAAUGAAAUUGGUGCUUCUUUGUGGGAAAACGGGUCCCCAUGCUUAAGUUUACAUCUGUCUCUUAAUCACAUUGACUCGGAGCGGUCACGUGACAGGCUUCAAACUCGGCAGGUGACUUGCUUACUAAGUGGUUUUGGACUGUCAAUACAAGGGAUAUUGGUAGAAAUGUGACAGUUUGGGAUGGUAAAGCCGUGGGUCAGGCUUGUGUUUUUGCUUUACUUGGUUUGCGGGGUGUGGCCACAUGAUGUUGUACCAAUACGACGACAACAUCAGUGGAGGACAUCCACCAGUCUUCUUUUUCUGCCUUGUAUGAGAAUAUAAAUUGUUGAAAAUUAAUUGUAAAAUUAAGGAAUCUCUGUUUAUGCUGCAUCAAUGACAUUUUAUGUAAAAGCUACCUGUAAGCAAUGCUAACUCAUGCGAUAAAUACAAGGUGAUUAUGUCGAACAAACUCACAAAAAAAAUUCAGUCUUGAUUUAAAAACUGUAAUUUCACUUGGCGUUUUUUAUUAUUAUUAAAUGCUAUUUUUGAACACA